AAGCAUAACCAUAAUGGUGAAAUGCAGGUGUAUUUACACAUCAUCAUCUCAAUAGAUAAUGCAUAGCUAUGUUUUUCUAAUUGUCUAAACACUGAAUGGCAUGACAAUGAUCAAACACAAUACAUUUUAGUCUUUUGAAUUUAUGAAUACUUUAGAGUCAUACUUUUACUAGUCAAUGUUAAAGUAAACAGAAUUUCUGAGUAUAAAAUGGAGUACUUGAUCAACAGUUUUUACAUUCCUGAUCAAGAUGCAAAUUGGGAAAGAUUUUGCUGCUCUUCUGAGCUUGACCAUUUUUCUUGCUACACUUGGAACAGUAGUGGGCAAAUUCCCAUACCCAUGGUCAUUUGAUGAUACGUAUGGCCAUGGAAUAUGCCAAGGUAGUGGAGAUGUUCAUCAUACAACUUUUGACGACUGGCGUUCUAUUGAUUUCCAAGGACCAUGUUUGUACACCCUCACUAGACUAUGCUGUGGAUCAUGUAAUAAAAAAGAAGAUAAAUUUUGCCCACUGACUGAUUUUCAUGUUAAGAUUAAACAAAGACCUGUGGGAACUCCUGCAUAUCCCCUGGCUUAUGUGGACUAUAUAGUUGUGGAAAUUUGUGGAUAUUCAGUCAUCCUGGAUGAAGGAAAAUGGGCAGUUGUUGAAACUACACAUGCAAACUAUUUAUCUAACCCAUUUACUACCUACUCAAGUAGUGUAUUGAGUCUACCCAGAGUUUGGAACUGUGAAGGAGGUACUCAAUUUAAGCUUUCAAAAUGGGGUACAAAUGGUAUUCAGUUUGAAACUAAAUUUAUGAUUAUUUACAACAUGCCAGCCUUCGUAAAGGUCAAAUUGUCCAAGAAAUAUAAAUCCAAAGUUUGUGGAAUUUGUGGAAACUUCAAUGGUAUUGCAAAGGAUGAUUUAGUGACACGUGAUGGUAUAGAUGUAAGCGGCUACCCUGAUGGUUUUAUUUGGAGUGUUGCAGAUACCCAUAUUGGUAACAGUUGGAAAGUCUAUAACCCUGGGCAGCCUGAUUGCAAGGAACUGGAUCCUAGUAAGAUUCCCACAACCUGGAAAGGCAAGAGGGAAGUUUCGCCAGAACCAAGUGCUCUAUGUGAAACAUACUUGGCUCAAAAUAAGGCAAUGAUAAAGUACUGUUCUCCUAAAGACAUUGAGUAUGCAUUGCAAGAAUGCAAUGAGGAUGCCAAAGCCUCGAAUCUAGUGAGUCAGGCAGCAAUAAAAGAAGCCAUAUGUGCUGCAAUGGUACAAAUGAUGGCCAACUGCCCUGUUAGUCGGACUAGCGAAGGUGGCAGUUUGGAAGAGCUUUCAAAGAAAUACGGCUGUUACCAGCAAAGUAUUGUGAGAGAAGCUGCGAGAUUGUCUGAUCGGCAAUAGACUAACUUGAUUUUGAUCAUUGUUUGAAAUACUUCAAAAAAAAUAAAGUUAUAAAUUUUGAACAUCA
Messenger RNA from Owenia fusiformis, 1439 nucleotides. The record is from the annotation of a GenBank genome assembly. Lineage: Eukaryota; Metazoa; Annelida; Polychaeta; Sabellida; Oweniidae.